Molecule: messenger RNA, 1733 nt
Organism: Hibiscus syriacus
Lineage: Eukaryota; Viridiplantae; Streptophyta; Magnoliopsida; Malvales; Malvaceae
Product: UDP-galactose/UDP-glucose transporter 5B-like
Exons: 11
Coding region: 361-1395 (344 amino acids)
Biological process (GO): transmembrane transport
Cellular component (GO): endoplasmic reticulum membrane; Golgi membrane
Molecular function (GO): 3'-phosphoadenosine 5'-phosphosulfate transmembrane transporter activity
Source: RefSeq, a predicted model, not a curated record
UGGUAUAUCAUAACACGCGCCCACUCGCCUUUCCAUUAAAUCCCAUUUCCGGCGGCUAAGGAGGCAAACCCUUUAAACCUCGCCACAGGAUCCAUCCAUAGCUUUAAACGCCACUAACUCCGAUCUAUCCAUAGCUUAAAACGACAGCUCUUUUGUUUUCUCCGUCCCAAGCUUCCGAUUCUCGUUCUUCCUCCACGUGUCCCCGCCACAAAACGGGAGUUUUCGGUUUGAUCCACUCCGAACAGUAUCCGGCAAUAUUCUAAUGCCUUCGCUCUAUCUAUUGUAAAAAAAGUUUUCAUUCCUUAUAAAAAAGAAGUUUCUAUUGAAUUUAAUAUUUUCGGGUUUAGUGCUGAAUGGGCCAUGGCCGAACCAUCACCAGCGACGAACGGAGUGAAGGAGAACAAAUUAUGGAAAGGAGUUUUUGCUGUCAGUGGAAUCAUGGUUACUCUUGUUAUCUAUGGAAUAUUACAGGAAAAGAUCAUUAGAGUCCCUUAUGGGGUAAACAAUGAAUAUUUUAAGUACUCAUUAUUUCUUGUUUUUUGCAACCGCAUCACAACAUCUGCUGUGUCUGCUGGUUCUCUACUGGCAAGUAAGAAAGCCAUGGAUCCUGUUGCACCAGUCUAUAAGUACUGCCUCAUAUCAGUAUCAAACAUCCUAACCACAACAUGUCAGUAUGAGGCCCUCAAAUAUGUCAGCUUUCCAGUUCAAACCCUUGCUAAGUGUGCAAAAAUGAUACCUGUAAUGGUUUGGAGCACUAUUAUCAUGCAGAAGAAAUAUAAGGGCUUUGACUAUUUGGUGGCUUUUUUGGUGACCCUAGGUUGCUCAAUAUUUAUAUUAUUUCCGGCAGGAACUGACAUUAGUCCUUACAACAAAGGAAGAGAAAAUACUGUUUGGGGCGUUUCUCUGAUGGUCGGUUAUCUUGGGUUUGAUGGCUUUACAAGCACAUUCCAAGAUAAGUUAUUUAAAGGCUACGAUAUGGAAAUACAUAAUCAAAUAUUCUACACAACAUUGUGUUCUUGUGUUCUCAGCUUGACGGGUCUUAUAUUACAGGGACAAUUACUUCUAGCCGUAGAUUUUGUUUAUCGCCACAACGAUUGUUUCCUUGAUAUUUUAUUGCUUUCCACUGUAGCAACGGCCAGUCAAUUCUUUAUUUCUUACACGAUUCGUACAUUUGGUGCUCUCACAUUUGCUGCCAUAAUGACCACAAGACAGCUGGUGAGCAUCAUGCUGUCAUGUGUGUGGUUUGGCCAUCCCCUCAGUUGGGAACAAUGGAUUGGAGCAGUCAUCGUGUUUGGCUCCCUGUAUGGGAAGAACUUGAAAAAUACAUUGCCGAAGCUUGCUCCUCCGCAAAAAAUACAAAAUGGAGCUUCUAGUCCUUUGAAAGAGAUGGCUUGAUAUCUUCAGGUCUGAAUUCGCACCAGUUGCUGCAUCUAAUUCUUCUUUGAUUAGAAUUUAGCGGGUGAAAAUGAUCUCAUGAAAUCCAACUGCAGCAUCCAAUAUGAUGGAAUUGGAACUUUUGGGGGAAAAGAAUUAUGUUUUGAAGUUACAUAUACGAAUUAUGAACUGUGCACAUCAAUGCUACUUGUCCACCUUGAACCUCUUUCUUUUUGUGUGUGUUUUAUUUAGAGAAGGGGUGGGAAUGUGUACGUGUCGCAUGUUAUUACCAUUGAGUAGUUCGAUAUUAGAUUUACGAGUAAAGUAUAUUAGAGGUAGGUGAAUUAUAUUCAAAUGUU